AUGAGACUAACAAGGCCAGACAAAGGUUGGUCCUGGGUUGUCAUGGUAGCGUCGUUUUUUAUUCACGGACUCAAUGGUAGCAUUCUGUACGGAGCUGGCAUCAUUCAAGUCUCACUACUUGACAGAUUCAACAGAAGUGUGUCGCUUACAUCAUGGGCUGGUGGAAUCUUUAUCUUCUUCAUGUCGUCUGCAGGUGUGAUUGGAAGUUGGAUUAUAAAUAGAUGGGGAUGUAGGACAGCUUUCUUAAUUGGAUCCGUGAUUAUGACAUCAGGAUUGAUUGCAUGUGUGUUCGUGAAGUCCUUGUCGCUUAUAUUUCUCGUAUACGGAUUUGUAGCAGGAAGUGGAUCAGGUAUUAUUUACACCACAGGAAUCGUUGUAGUGGGACUGAAUUUCGAGAAAAAGAGAAGCAUAGCAACUGGAUUUGCGUCCUGUGGUGCAGGCGUAGGGGUUUUCAUUCUAUCUCCGGUGAUCCAGCUUGCCAGGGAACAGUAUGGAAAUUGUGGGGUUUUCUUUGUAAUGGCAGGCAUCGCUCUUAAUAUGUCUGUAUUUGGGGCGUUGUGUUUUCCUUCUUAUCUUGAAUAUUACAAAGUGGAAAGACAUUUGGCUGAUAUAAACUUAUCAGUGUCUUCCCUGAGCUUAUCAAAAAAGAAACGGAUUUAUGAAAGGGUCAAGGUAUUUGCUAAUAUACCAUUUUUUCUGAUAUGUUUAAGUCUCUUUUCCAGCCAUGUAGGUAUUUAUCUGAUGUAUGUACAUCUUCCUAAUUUUGCAAUAUCUCGAGGUACAUCGGGUUUUGAGGCUUCUUUUUUAAUGUCCAUUACUGGUAUAAUGAACUGUGUAUCUAGAUUAUUUAUAGGUUUUGCUGGCAAUUCAGAACAUAUCUCAACUAUAAUUCUCUAUUUUGGAACAUUUUCAUUGCUUGGAAUAUCAACAAUGCUAUUUCCUUUUUAUGGUUCGAACUUUGUUGGACAAGCCAUCUAUGCUGCAUUUUUAGGAACGUAUUCCGGAUGUUGUUAUGUAUUAUUAGCCACUAUCACACCUAAUCUAGUGGGAUUGAAAAAUUUAGCAACAGCGUUUGGAAUCGAGAUGACAUUCACUGGUGUAGGGACCCUGAUAGGACCCCCAAUAGCUGGGUUUAUAUUGGAUUCAGGAGGGACCUAUGAAGCUUCCUUCUUUUUAGCAGGUUCUUCAGCAAUUAUAGCUGCAGUCUUAGGAUUGGCGUCUGAAGUGUUCCAUCAAGUUUCUCAUCCUACUGAAGCAUUUAUUUCUCCAGAAAAUGAUAAACUGUUCAAAGAGGAAAGUCAACAGCAAUGUGAUGGAAUUAUAACACAAUGA
Messenger RNA from Ylistrum balloti, 1332 nucleotides. RefSeq names its product monocarboxylate transporter 9-like. The record is from RefSeq and is a predicted model, not a curated record. Lineage: Eukaryota; Metazoa; Mollusca; Bivalvia; Pectinida; Pectinidae. Gene Ontology annotation, biological process: monocarboxylic acid transport; transmembrane transport. Gene Ontology annotation, molecular function: monocarboxylic acid transmembrane transporter activity. The transcript is spliced from 5 exons. The coding region runs from base 1 to 1332 and encodes 443 amino acids.